AUGCGCAACAUUGACAGGAAAGCUAGAGGCGGCAAUCUCAUUCUCAAGCUUGACCUUGAGAAAGCCUAUGAUAGGGUGGAUUGGGUUUUUCUUAAGAAGGUGAUGAGACGAUUUGGUUUUAGUGACAGAUGGAUUUUCUUGAUGGAGGCAUGCUGGGAAAAUUGCUGGAUGCCUCUCUCAUAUGGUGCUGGAAAAAUAAAGCUUGCUGUUGAGAAGUUGCUGCCUCCUUCGUCCUCUGUUUCAGUUUAUAUCGUGUACUUGGGAGAUCUACCAAAGAAUGAAUUUCCGGUCGAGACUCUCCACCAUUCCAUUUUGGAACAAGUCCUUGAAAGCGGCUCAGCGAGAGAUUACAUCGUCUACAGCUUUAAAAAGAGCUUCAAUGGAUUUGCAGCGAGGCUCACCGAACAGGAGCAACAAAAGCUAUCUGGCAUGGAGGGAAUAGUAUCAGUGUUUCCAAGCAAAGCCCACAAGCUCCACACCACAAGAUCAUGGAAUUUUUUGGGCUUUCCCACUUCUGUUAAAAGAUGGCCGGAUCUCGAGAGCGACGUCAUUGUCGGUGUAUUAGACACUGGAAUCUGGCCGGAAUCCGACAGCUUUAGAGACGUAGGAAUUGGGCCCCCACCAAGUAAAUGGAAGGGAUCUUGCCAGAACAUAACUUGUAACAAUAAGGUUAUCGGCGCGCGCUUCUACAACGUCUUCAAUGAUUACGAUCGGGAGGAACCAUCUCCUCGUGACGUAGAAGGACAUGGGACACACACAUCAUCGACGGUCGCAGGGCGCGAAGUGAAAAAUGCAAGCCUAUUUCACCUGGCUAAAGGGAUAGCCCGGGGUGCAGUGCCAUCCACAAGGAUCGCUAUCUACAAGGUGUGCUGGUCGUUUGGGUGCAUGGAUCAUGACAUCUUGGCCGCUUUCGACGAUGCGAUCCACGAUGGCGUCGACAUCUUGUCCAUGUCUCUUGGGAAAUCUUUUGCAUUUGAUUAUUUUAUGGACUCUCAGGCCAUUGGAUCUUUCCAUGCCAUGAAGAAUGGAAUCCUUGUCUCAGCAUCUGUUGGGAACAAUGGGCCCACCAUGGGGACUGCAACCAACAUUGCGCCGUGGAUGUUGACUGUUGCGGCGAGCACGAUCGAUCGACGGUUCACAACCAAGCUGACACUCGGCAAUCAAAGGACCCUUGUGGGAAUUUCUCUGAAUACUUUUGCUACCCAGAAAAAGUUCUCUCCUCUCCUUUUGGUCCCAACUCAAACGGAUAUCUUUGGUCGCAAGAUUUGCUCGCUUGGCCCCUCGAAGAAUGCAAGCUUCGUAGAAAGGAAGAUCCUCUGCUGCGAAGGCCGGUUCGAACAAGAAAUUCCAACAACUGCUCGAGGAAUGGUUAUGAUAAACGACAUCCGAAACGAUACUGCAUUCUCUUACAAUAUCCCAAGUCUUGUUCUUGGAAGCACCAAGGGUAGGGACCUUUUGAGGUACCUGAACAAGACCAGAAAUCCAGUGGCUAGGAUCCACAAAAGCCAAGCUGUUUUCGAUCCAAAGGCUCCUAAAGUUGCUUCAUUCUCUUCCAGAGGACCCAACACUGUUACAAGAGAUAUUCUUAAGCCUGAUAUAAGUGCUCCAGGAGUCGAUAUCUUGGCCGCAUGGUCACCGAAAGCCUCGAUUUCGAUGUUGCUGGGUGAUAAACGGUCAUCGAAGUAUAACAUCGAUUCUGGAACGUCGAUGGCUUGUCCCCAUGUAACCGGUGUGGCCGCCUAUGUUAAAUCAUUUCACCCGUCAUGGUCUCCGGCGGCCAUUAAAUCUGCUAUUAUGACCACAGCUUCUCCCAUUGAUGGGUCCAACAGUCCAGAUUACGAAUUUGGUUAUGGUGCGGGCAACAUCGAUCCAUUGAAGGCCGUACAUCCUGGUCUGGUGUAUGAUGCCUUUGAAGCUGAUUACAUUCAAAUGCUAUGCAGCGAAGGCUACAGUGCAGAGGAGCUUAGUCUCGUAACAGGAGUUAAAACCAACUGCACCAAUGCCACUAUUGGAUCUUCCAGAGAUCUCAACUAUCCGUCGAUGGUGGCUUCGAUUUCAGAACCAAACAAUUUCACAAAAACGUUCUUACGAACCGUGACGAACGUUGGCUUGCCCAAUUCCAUGUACAAGGCAAUAAUCAAAUCUCACCCUCAAGUGCAGAUCACCAUCGAACCCAGCGUCCUCCAUUUCAAGUCAGUGUAUGAGAAGCUCAGCUUUACAGUGACGGUCUCAGGUGGGCCAUUGACAAAUGGGGCGAUUGCUUCUUCCUCACUAGUCUGGUCCAAUGAAAAACAUUGGGUUAGAAGUCCCAUAGUUGUGUACUCAAACGCCAAUCCUUCAUCUGGAUCAUCAUUGCCGUCUAUGGCGCCAGCCCCUUCGCCUUCUGCUUGA
Molecule: messenger RNA, 2391 nt
Organism: Magnolia sinica
Lineage: Eukaryota; Viridiplantae; Streptophyta; Magnoliopsida; Magnoliales; Magnoliaceae
Product: subtilisin-like protease SBT4.3
Exons: 11
Coding region: 1-2391 (796 amino acids)
Biological process (GO): proteolysis
Molecular function (GO): serine-type endopeptidase activity
Source: RefSeq, a predicted model, not a curated record